Folsomia candida is the source of this 1313-nucleotide messenger RNA. RefSeq lists its product as uncharacterized. Lineage: Eukaryota; Metazoa; Arthropoda; Collembola; Entomobryomorpha; Isotomidae. The record is from RefSeq and is a predicted model, not a curated record. Bases 362 to 868 code for a protein of 168 amino acids. The transcript has 5 exons.
UGCAGCAGGUUUUAAGCUCAAUUCUCAUCCUCUGGUUGAAUCAGCAAUAAUAUUUUAUGCUUAACUUUGCGAAGUAAUUACUUACUGUAUUUUUUGAAGAAAUACUUAAUUUCCUAUAGAAUUAAUUGAUUGUUUAAUAUUAAGUUCCCAACUACAUAAAUAAUUAAUUGGCCGCUUAUUUACAUAAUAUUAAGUAAGUUCUGCAAAUACUUACAUAAUUAAAAUAAAAUUUUAUAAAUACACACCAAGCGCUACCUGAAACUUGAAGCUUGACAUAAUUAAUUAAUUAUUGAAUAUAUUAGUAAACUAAUUAAUUAAUCAAUCUAACAUUGCGAAAAAUUAAGUACUUAUUUCAAAGCAUAUGUCGUCCAUUCAAAUCGUCCCGGACGAUGUGGGCGUCGCUGCAGCGCAAAUAAUAAGCGAUGCGGUUGGGAAUUUUUCCCUGCACAAUCGCCUAAAUUCGUCAGAUCUGGAAAAAUUAGCGCUCGAAGGAGCCCAAGAAAUUUCGGGUGGACUCCGUGACGUUGCUCGGGUCGUGGAAGGGCUCAACGUGCCCUUAACCAUUUUACUCUACGUCGUUUCGAUAGCUCUCGCUGUGUGGGUGGUGUUGACCCUGGUGGAGAAAACGAUUCUAGUAGUGACCUAUUUCGCGGGGAAUAAGAGGCGUGGCCGAGGAUGGGGGAGGGGCCCGUGUGGAUCGUGCUGUUCAAAGAUGAAGAGAUGGUGUAUUGGAAGAAAUCCCACCAGAUCGGUACGAAUAAGGCCGGAAGUGAAGAAUAUGGACUACACAUUGCAUCCUUUGAAAGAUGACGAACACCUAAAUUCAAAAAUACCGCCACCCAACGAACAUGAAAUUUCGCUGGUAUAGUAAUCUACUGUUUUUGUCUGUAACGGCCAUAGUUAGAAAUUAUUGAAGUGGACGACCAUACAUAAUCUCACAGGAAAUUUAAAACUACUUACAUACAUAAUUACCUGGAUAUUUACACAAUUAAUUAUGAAUGUACCGAAGACCUGAAAAUUAUUAAUUAUGCAAUACCCGGAUUAAAAUAAUCCUCAUUGAAUUAUUAAUCCAAUAAUUCAUUUUUUGAAUAUGUACAUAAAUUCAUCAAGUUUUAAUUUGGAGGAGACAAUUUGCAGAUAUGUAAUUUAUCUAUUAAGGAUUAACUUCUGAUAAAUUUUUGUAAUUUUGUACCGAGAAAAAAAAAACAAAUUUGUUAAACCAAGAAGAAGUAAGUUAUGUAAUCUAUGUACAUAUUUUCUUAAUUAGAAAUGUUUCUUUUUUACUUCGUAAUAAAUUGUAUUUUAUUAUUAAA